ACAAGUAUGCCGUUUAUCGAGCUCGUUCAAAGAAACCGGUUUUCAAAACCGGUGUGCAGGCUGGAGCGUACCCCGGCGCGGGCGCGGCGAGGCGGAGCGAGGCGUGGAGGCCGGUCACUAGACGCCGUAACUCGAAAUAGCCGCUUUCGCUUGCGCUCUCACAGUUUAACGCGUUUUAAAUAUGGAAACGUUUAUAGAAGGUGUACGUUUGCAACCAUGUAUUUGGAACCCGUCUCAUCCCGAUUACCGUGAAACGCACAUCAAAGAUGAAGCUUGGCACCGAGUCAUCGAACAUUAUAACAACAGCUCCAUACCUAAUAUCCACGCUGCGAAGACCGAAUGGAAGAAGCUCCGCGACAACCACCGUGACGCUUUAAAAAGGGCGAAACUGGGAAGAAACAAGUUGCUGCCAGCUCACAUCACAACGUGGAAGUACGCGAAAGCGAUGCAAUUCCUCGAACCUCACAUGAAAUAUAGAAUAACAGAGAACAUUGAGAUGGAUCCACCGAUCGAAUCCACGCACAGCACCAAGAUGUUUGACCACGAUAUUACCACAUCCGAGAUGUCGGAGCCACCUCAAGUCGGCGUCGUCAGCAACCAGCCGCCGCCCAAACGCCGGUGUCCCGACCGCAACGAGUUUCGUCAGGACACCGACGCGCUGGAGUCCUUCUUCAAGUGCAUCCUCACAAGCACCAAAACUAUGCCCGACUGGAUGCAGACUCAAGUGAAAAAGAAAAUAUUCGCGGUGAUAAUAGAAGCGGAGGAGUACCUCUCGUCGCAGAGACCGUGCGUUACCAAAAACGAGCAGCCGGACAGUUUGCUCGUCGAGCACAAGAUAAAAACCGAAGUGUACACGGACGACAGCUGCGACAAUGAUUACUGAGUGUGAGGUCUAAACAUACUAGGCCGAAGUUACGCGGCGUAAAUUCCGCAUGACUACGCCCGCAAUGUAUUUUAAAUUACCGAUGACACACUAUUCCGUCGCGUCCCGUCCGUAUUUUGUAUGCGGUGACGUAAAUCAUGCGUAAUUUACGCCACGUAACUUCGGCCUAGUGUGUUUAGCCACAUGUUGUCACUUUCCACCGAGCUGUAGACUGUAGUAUACGACGUAUCGAUUAAUUCAAGAAGAGAGCGUAUUAGCUCUAACGCCGGCAAUGCACCUGUGACUUGUCCUCAUGCGCACGGGCACAUGAAUGAGCAUACGUUCCCUGGUGAAGCGUACAAAUUUACACUAAAAAAUGAGACUGAAUCAUAAAAGACGACGGACAAGGCUGAAAGAUUCUGUAUAUAAUAUUAUAAUAUGUAUUAACAUGUAGGUAUUACUAAUUAUUCUAAGUACUUUAGGUACUUGUUUGACUGUUCUGACUCCAAAAAAUAUAAGAUGUGAUCAAACUGGACUGGACAGACGGGAGGAGAGGGACUUGGGACAUGAUAAUUGUGACAUUUACUUUUAUAGUAAAACUUAGAAAGAACACCGUAGGCAAUUACAUAUAAAGAAUAGACCUCGUAUAAUUAUUUUAAUAAAUGAGGUCUAAAGCCAAAACAACUUGCACUGCAGUAAAUUAUCCGGAAAUCAUUUUGCGGCUUGUCUCUCGUGCACACUGUCUGUGUUGCUAGGAAAUAAGAUCUUAAAAAAACGUGCCCACUAUUGUCACUGGCUAUUUCAUAAUGAUAAACAAAUGUUGCAAAUACCAUAAUAUUA
This is a messenger RNA of Aricia agestis (brown argus), 1702 nucleotides long. RefSeq lists its product as uncharacterized. Gene Ontology annotation, biological process: regulation of transcription by RNA polymerase II. The transcript is spliced from 2 exons. NCBI's taxonomy places the organism in Eukaryota, Metazoa, Arthropoda, Insecta, Lepidoptera, Lycaenidae. Bases 182 to 883 code for a protein of 233 amino acids. The record is from RefSeq and is a predicted model, not a curated record. Gene Ontology annotation, cellular component: nucleus; transcription regulator complex.